Molecule: messenger RNA, 4578 nt
Organism: Chara braunii
Lineage: Eukaryota; Viridiplantae; Streptophyta; Charophyceae; Charales; Characeae
Source: the annotation of a GenBank genome assembly
GCGCCUCGCUACACGGAACCAAACGGACAACGGGAAUGACAACGGCAUCUGUGUCCUCGUUUAGCCUUUGUCGCCUUCUGACAUCAACCCCGCUCACCUGCCUUCCGUUACUGUCCGUUACCGUCCGUUAAUAACCGUCAUUCUUUUUAUAGCGCAGGAUGAAGAAGAUGAACGAUUCAACAAUGGCAACGGCAUCUGUGUCCAGCUGCAGAAGAUAACGACAUGCUGAGAUCGAUCUGCUGCACUGGCAUUUAGUGCGGAAUUCUUUGGCCUCGUCUGCAGCUGCCACGUGGCAAGCUGGUCGGUUGGUUGAUGUUAUCUAAAAGGAUAAAACGGCGAAGUAACAGCUAGGACAGGAAAGGGGGGAACAUGUUGGGGAUGGGAGCAGCCGGGUGUGUGGCAGGUGGGGGCGGCGUGACGUUGUCGCACGUGUCGAUCGAUGGCGCUGGCGUUGCGCGCAGCCUACCGGUCGCCGCUCAGGGGGCGUCAGACACGUCCAGUGGCGCGUCGCUCGGUCCUUCUUCCUCAUCAUCAUCACAUUGCGGCGGGAGUUUGGUGCAGAGGACGAGCCGAUCGGGAUCCCAAUCGACUUAUCGGUUGGCAGUCGGGGCAAGAAGGGCCAUGUCGGCGCACAAACAGCCUGCUCCUUCCCCGUCGGCGCCGCCAGCGCCGACGUCGGGGUCUCAGACGAACACGUGUGGGCUGCGCAUACGUCGUCAUCGUAUUGCAACAGGAGUCGGAGUCUGUGCGAUGCAGCGAGUCGCUGGCGGCGGCGGCGCCGCCGCACAAUGCCGUGCGAUGAGAUCGGACGGCGCCUGCUCUUCAGCCGCCGACCAGUCGCAAUCGCAAUCGCAAUCGUCGCCCCAGAACGACGGUCUGGCGGCGGCGGGAAAGGACGCAGAAACAAAUGAGCCCGCGCAAUCACUGCCGCGUCAUCACGUGACUCGCAGAAUGAUCGCCGGCUUCGCUGGCGGCGUCAUGGUGCCUAGCCUGCUUACACUUGUCCUCAGAUCUCGUCUGGAUUUCGCACAAGCCGACAGCUCCGCUGCCGCCCACCAUCCUUCCGAGGUGCUCCAGCUGGCAUCCUUUGAGAGGAGCAGAGUGAAACGAUCUCGAGAAGCUCUCCUUAUCCCUGAUGACCUCAGUACGGACUUGAGUACACAACCAGGAACACCGGCAGGAGCAGCAGCUCAAGGAGGAGGAGAAGGAGGAGGAAGAGGAGGAGGAGCUGAGACAGAAAAGACUGCGUCUUCUGGUCCUGUUGCUGUAAAAGAGCAACCGAGCAACGAUGCCUCUUUGCAGUCCGUGGGGUCACAACGCAAGGUUGACGACAACAAAAAUAUAGCAAAAGAACCAGCAGCAGCAGCAGCAGCAGCAGCAGCAGCGGGAGGAGGAGGCGGAGGAGGAAGAGAAGAAGGUGGGGAGGCUGUUUCCUCGCUCAGGCUGGCGGAGAUUGGGGGGCCGACAGUUGUUAGUGACGGCCAGCAGGGGUCCUCUCCCGGCGGCGCUUCUGGUCUUUUGACCGGUGUGGGUCUCGUCGCUGCAGCGGGUUUUGGAGCAGGAUGGAUCGCCGAACGUUCAGCGAAGGCGAACUUGCAGGAGGAGCUUCAAGCGGCCAAGGCGUUGAACGAGAAGCAGCUGCGCACUCAAGAACGAGCGCUCACCGAAGUCUCUGAGAAAGCAGCCUCGCAGGUAUCCUCCCUUCAGACCUCGCUGCAACGGUCCGAAGAUGGCAAGAAACUUCUGACAGCAGAGGUGUCAGUUCUGCAGGCUAAGUUGUCAGACACGGAGGCUGAGGUAGUCAAGGCCAAGGCGGCCACAGCUGCCUCAGAGACAGCUCGCGAAGACCUGCAGGUCAAAAUGAACCAAUCGCUGCGAGAGAAGGAGGAGGAGAUAAAAGGGCUGGUUGUCGACUGCGGGUCGCUCCGGUCAGCUCUGACAGCUGCAGAGACUGCAGGUCAGAAUCUGCAGAAGGAGUUGGAAGACUUGCGAGCUUCUUGGCAGUCCCUGCAGUCCUCUCUGGCUUCUGCGGAGGAGGGUGGUCGGCAUGUUGAGACCGAGCUGGCAGAGGCACGGGCAGUGCUGUUGGCCAAGGAAAGGGAGGUGGAGGAGUUGCAGGGAAGUCUGGAGGAGGCAGUCAAGGAAGCCAGAGAGACGGACAAACACGUGGCCGACUUGAAGGGCAGGUUGAACGAGCUCGGUGAAACACUGGCAGCGGAGCAGGCUACCGCGCAGAAGCUAGUUCAGGAAGUGGGGAAGGAGAGAGCAGAGGUGGAGUUGAGGGAGAAGGAGGUGACCGUACUGAAGACUGCCCUCAAGGACUCCACUGAGAAGAUCAACAAUCUGGAAGUGCAGGUAAGAAACAUAGCCGGCGUCCUGCAAGCGAAUGCGGCGGACUGGGAAGAAUCCAAGGCCCAGGUGCAGGCCAUGGAGCAGCAGCUUGAGGAGGAGAGGCAGGCAGGCGAAGCACUUAGAGAGGAUCUCCUCAAGGAGACGGAGGCGAAAGCUAGCCUGGCUGCCCAGCUAGAAGAGGCCAAAGCGGAGGCCGCCGCUCAGAGACAGACGAAGGACGAGCUCGCUGCGGAGAUUGAUCGCCAGGGAGAGGAUAUCGAACGGCUGAGAGCUGCAGUGGACAGCUGGACAAGUCAGCUCGAGGCCGUGGAGCAGAAGCUGAGGCAGGAGAAAGCUGCGGUCAACCAGGCUAAAGCAGAGAUGGAAGCCAUGAGAGAUGCCCUGCACACGGAGCAGAGCAAGCUGGCGGAAAUGAAGGACAGCUUACAAAGCACCUCUGGAGAGGUCGCAGCUAUGGAGGCAGAGAGGAGGGAGCUGCUUGCCAGGGCGGAGAAAGCGGAGACCAUCACUGCGUCCCUGUCAAAGGAGAUCUCCGACCUCAGAGCAGCUCUGGCCAAAGCCGAAGCUGAGGCGGAAGAACUGUCGAAGCUGAAGAAAGACAUUGAAGUUAUGGCCAGAGAAAGGGAUGGACAUGAAGAGCGGGCGGCUCUCCUCGAGGAUGACGUGAAUGAGGCGAAGUUGGAAGUCUCUAGACUUUCUGGUGUCAUCACGGAGACCAAACGUCUGCUUCUGGUGGCCCAAGAGAAGAUCAGCCAGAUCGCAGAGAUCAGAGCGGAGGCUGCACUGAUGGUGGAGCAUUUUGAAGAUGUGGCCGGAAGAGAGAGAGAGGAGAAAGAACAGUUGCAGGAGAAAGCAGAGAGCUUGGCCAAGCAAAGGGAAGUCGAGCAGGAGGCGAACAGAAAGCUGUCAAAGGAGCUCGACACCGUAAGAGAGGAGUUGGCACACGUGCAGAUGUGCCUUAACGAGGCGCAAGCGGAACGAGCUGCAGCAAAGGCGAUGGUAGACUCCCUGAUGGCCACUUCUGCCCCGGAAGCUGACGAUGAAGAAGCCAACAACAACGGCGGCACAGAGGUAGAGACUAUCGCAGCAAGUACAAAGACGGGAGCAGCAGCAACAACAACAAGGAAAGCAGCAUCAGCAAGGAAAAGCAGUGGCACCAGGAGAACGAAACGGAACACAGGCCCUGGGGUUGCUAGCUAGAAAAGUACUCUGCUCCCCACCCCUUGUUUGUCAAACUGCUACUUACAGGAGAUGUUGCAGGAGAGGACCAGGAGGAUUAGAAAGAAGAAGAAGAAGAAGAAGAAGAAGAAGAAGAAGAAGAAGAAGAAGAAGAAGACGGAGAAGACUAAGAAAGGAGGAGGAGGAGGAGGAGGAAAGGGAGGAGGAGAAUGAGCACAUUACCCUUCCUCCUGUGUCCCUUUUUCCUUUCUCCUCCACUUCCUUGGGAUGGAGGAGAUCUGACAGGUUUGAAAUUUCUUGCAACUGACGAAGGGACCGUGCUAGAAUAGAGUUGCAGCAGCCUGAUGUCCCCUUAGCAGCAAACAGGCAGUCUGUAACCUAGAAUGAGGAGAGCCGCAACGGUCGGGACUCCAAUUGGUCCAAAACACUUGGUCCAGGAAGCAGGCGGUUAGACAAUUAUUUCUGUUAACAAUUCGUUGUCCAGUUUUUUAAUACCUUGGUCCAAAAGCCAGACAGAAACUGUUUGACAACUCCAACUUGAAGCUGAACAUUGCUUCUUCAGAAGGCUUAGCUUCUUUUGUUUUUUCCCCUCCCGCCCAAAUAGGGCGAACGAAGAGGUAACCAACUCCCUUUCCUCUACUCUCAUCAUUCUCUCUUCAUAGGUUGCGAUACUCGCCACGUGGAGGGUUCCGAUUCCCGUGGCUAGUACCAGAACUAGGCUUCCCAUUGUUGUGCCACUUCCUGGUACUACGGACGGUACUACCUAGCCACAGGGAGAGUUUCAAUCCACAGCAGCAGCUGGGUUUCCCAUUGUUUUGCCAAACUAGGAAAGUGCUCCUAAGGAUUUUUCUUGCAUGCCAUGGUGGCAAUCCCAUAUAGACUUCCACAGUGACCGUUACUCGGGAAUUAAGCCCAAUGGCAUGCUAUCUACUAUUAUUUAAAUUGCUUUCAAAUUUGUCAGUGUGCAUCCAUUUGUCUUUUUUUCAUUUUUUUCACUCUUUUGUACAAGUUGUGAUGAUCGAUUCAAGAUCUAGCACAGCUCACUGA